AUCAUUUUAUUACAACACCAAAUCAAAUCACCAACUUCAACUUAACUUCCUUAUCCACACAAACACAUCACAACACAACUCUUGUUUUCCCCAAAUGGAGAAGGAGAAGAAGAACCAGCCAUGAACAUUACUCUACUACAACCACUUCACCACUACCCUUCUUCAUUCAACUUCACCAACUCCAAAACCAAAGCCACUAACAACUCUUUCUCAAUUAACUACACAAACCCCUCAGACACAACAAUAACAACAAACUCAAAAACCGAACCACGCGACCAAAAGCUUCUAACACUUUUACAACAAAGAAAAAAAGAAGAAGCUUGGCUUGCAUANACUCUUUCCACACACCUCCCUAACCCCACUUGCCUAAGCCGUUUAGUUUCUCAACUUUCUUACCAUAACACUCCUUCUUCCCUCACGCGCGCACAAUCCAUCCUCACGCGCCUCCGUAAUGAAUCCCAACUCCACCGUCUCGACUCCAAUUCUCUCGGCCUCCUUGCCGUCGCCGCCGCCAAAUCUGGCCACACUCUGUACGCUUCCUCCGUUGUUAAAUCCAUGCUCCGUUCCGGUUACCUCCCUCAUGUCAAAGCAUGGAGCGCCGUUGUAAGUCGACUCGCCUCCGAUGAUGAUUCUUCAGGUCCGAUUGAGGCUAUACGUCUCUUCCAUGCAGUCACGCGCCGCCUUAGGAAGCUCCCGGAGCUGGAUAUGGCGGCGGAGUCGCGACCUGACACGGUGGCAUUCAACGCCGCGCUUAAUGCAUGUGCUAAUUUGGGUAAUGGUAAGAUGUUCUUGCAGGUGUUUGAUGAAAUGCCGCAGUUUGGUGUUGUGCCUGAUUCUUUGAGUUAUAACAUUGUUAUGAAGCUUUGUGUUGGAAAUGAUAGAAAAGAUUUGCUUGUGUUUGUUUUGGAGAGGAUUCUUCAGUUGAAUAUUCCUUUGUGUAUGACCACUUUGCAUUCCCUUGUUGCUGCUUAUGUUGAUUUUAAUGAUUUGGAAACUGCUGAGAAAAUUGUUCAGGCAAUGAGGGAAAAAAGGAGAGAUCUUUGUAGGAUAAUGAGAGAGUCAAAUUCUUACUAUUCUGUUGAAAAUUAUUAUGAUGAUGUUGAUCCCGUUUUUCAUAAGUUGCUUCCAAAUUUGAUGAUGGAUAAAAGUGGCAACGAUGCCAAUGGGAAUGAUCCACCUUUGUUGCCAAAAGCAUAUACUCCUAACACUAGAAUUUACACCACUUUAAUGAAAGGUUAUAUGAAGGCGGGGCGUGUUUCUGAUACUGUAAGAAUGCUUGAGGCAAUGCGUUGUCAGGAUGAUAGUGCUAGUCACCCUGACCAUGUUUCCUAUACCACUGUGGUUUCAGCACUUGUGAAGGCUGGUUUCAUGGACCGGGCACGCCAAGUUCUUGCUGAAAUGACGAGAAUCGGAGUGCCUGCGAACCGGAUAACCUACAAUAUUCUCCUCAAGGGUUACUGUAGACAGCUGCAGAUGGACAAGGCUAGAGAGUUGCUUAAGGACAUGACUGAGGAUAUCGGGAUUCAGCCUGACGUGGUGUCGUAUAAUAUACUUAUCGAUGGUUGUAUAUUGGUUGAUGACAGUGCUGGUGCUCUUUCCUUUUUUAAUGAGAUGAGGGUUAGAGGGAUAGCUCCCACAAAGAUUAGUUACACUACUUUGAUGAAAGCUUUUGCACUGUCUGGUCAACCAAAGUUGGCACAAAGGGUCUUUGAUGAAAUGAUGAAUGAUCCUAGAGUGAGGGUGGAUUUAAUUGCUUGGAAUAUGUUGGUUGAAGGAUAUAGUAGAUUGGGGUUAGUGGAAGAGGCAAAGAAAGUGAUUCAAAAGAUGAAAGAAAAUGGAUUUCACCCUGACGUAAGCACUUAUGGAAGUCUUGCCAAUGGAAUUGCAUUGGCAAGAAAACCUGGAGAAGCACUUAUACUCUGGAAUGAAGUGAAGGAGAGGUGUGAGGUUGGAAAGGAAGGAGGGAAAUCUGAUUCUUCUUCUGUUGUUCCUCCACCUUUGAAACCUGAUGAAGGGCUUUUGGAUACUCUUGCCGAUAUAUGUGUGAGGGCUGCUUUCUUUAGAAAGGCAUUGGAGAUUGCGGCUUGCAUGGAAGAAAAUGGUAUACCUCCUAAUAAGACCAAGUAUACUAGAAUAUAUGUGGAAAUGCAUUCAAGAAUGUUUACUAGUAAACAUGCUUCAAAGGCUAGGCAAGAUAGAAGAGUGGAAAGGAAAAGGGCAGCUGAGGCUUUUAAGUUUUGGUUAGGUUUGCCUAAUUCUUAUUAUGGAAGUGAGUGGAGGUUAGAACCUCUUGAUGGAUAUGACACUACCUCUUUUUAAGUGUAUCUUUGGAUUAGCGGUGAGUUUGUGAUUUUGGUGAAGCUUGGAAAUGUAGUUUAAGCCAAAAUUGUAGUGGUCUAUUGUGAUUUUGUUGUAGUGGUAUAUUGUGAUUUUGCCAACUCUACCGGAUUACAAAAGAGCAAAAGUAUAUAUACUAGAAAGUAGAAAUCAAUGUAACUUUAAAUAAAACAAAAGUGGCUAUUUUUAUUUGAAAAUGGUCUUUUUUGGAUUACUUGUAUAAAAUUUUGGAAUAGCAAGGGCGAUCAAACUUGCAUAAAAAUGAAAGUAGCCUUUGCUAUUGUCA
Molecule: messenger RNA, 2623 nt
Organism: Cicer arietinum (chickpea)
Lineage: Eukaryota; Viridiplantae; Streptophyta; Magnoliopsida; Fabales; Fabaceae
Source: RefSeq, a predicted model, not a curated record